AACUAAAGAAAGCUGCACGCUACAUUGCUCCAACAAGAAGUCGAGAACAACUAUCAUCCCAGAUGACUUUGCAGGCAAACGUCAAUGCAUCCGGGGAUGAUCUGCCGCCCACAGAAAUGAUAUAUUAUACUUAUGAAGGGAAUUUCCAACUCGAUUGCGACGCGGAAAUUCUUGCUUGCCAAUUUAUCGAUGACGACGAAAAACCGGAAUGUGAAAACGAAGGAGAGAAAGAGGUCAGGCUUUCGCUGAACAGGACUGUCUUGCACGCGCAAGGCGGAGGUCAACCGACUGAUACCGGAAAGAUUCGGGUUUGCAGUGCUUCCGGCGACGAGAAAACUGAGAUUUUCAUCACGAAGGUACUGUUAGACCGGGCUACAAAUGUCGCCACUCACACCGGAACGCUUAAUAUCGAGACGAGCAAAACCUUUGCAUCGCCAUCUUCUUGGAUCGGAGAGAAAGCGAUGGUCUCAGUCGACGCAAAUCGUAGGCAAAUUCUAUCAGAAUGUCACACAGCAGGCCACGUUGUCGACAUGGCCAUGGCUCAGUGCAAAACGAUGAUGCCUCCAACUAAGGCUUAUCACUUUUUGGACGGCCCAUAUGUCGAAUACAAAGGGAAAAUACCAAAUGAAGAGAGAGAUAUUCUCCUCAAAAAAUUGCAAAACACCUUUCAAGAGUUGGUGGAAUUUGAUAUCGCUACGGAAAUAACCACCGUGUCGCGAUCGGAUGCAGAAGAGAUCUGCAACAACAUGACAGGCGGUCAAGAUUAUUUCCAAUUGACUAAAAUGUUCAAGGAAGACGAAAACGUACGAAUUGUCCGUGUGGCAGGUUGGCCGUGUCCCUGCGGGGGGACUCACGUGAAAAGCACAGGAGAGCUCAAAAAGAGGAAUUGGGGGAUAACCGGCUUCAGGUGCAAGAAGGGUGUCGUGAGAGUAAAAUAUGGACAGGAUUGGGAGAAAGAGAAGAAAUAGUAGUGAUGAUGCUUCAUGGAUUGCGGUCGCCGAGCUAAUUGUUUGAUUGAGAAUACCUCUUCGCUCAAUUUUUUGGCAAGCGUUUCAGGUAAUUUUUGUUGCGUACUAGGUAGAACAAUAAUAAUAACAAGCAUAUUGA
This is a messenger RNA of Pseudo-nitzschia multistriata, 1107 nucleotides long. The record is from the annotation of a GenBank genome assembly. Lineage: Eukaryota; Bacillariophyta; Bacillariophyceae; Bacillariales; Bacillariaceae.